CAAUUGCAUUUGUACCAGUGUUUCCUCAAUGUUCUGUCACCUAACUAACUUAAACAGUGACAAUAAUAACAAUGAUUUGAUUCAACCACUGCUAAAUUAAUUACAUUGAAUAAUAGUAUCAAAUAUAAUGCUAUAUUUUUAAAAAAUUUGAUUACAAGUUAAUUUAAUUUUUGAUACAUCGGGAUUAAGAAACACUGGUAUUCACAAUAAUAAAAUAAUUAUUAAGCUAUAAGCUAUUAUACGGUAAGUUGUUAUUGCAUAAAGAGUAUCAAUAUUUUAGUGCUUUGGAAGUUAUAUAUUGCUCUCAGAUUAAGAAAAUUGUCAGUUGAUUGUGAUACUUGAAGUGCAAAGAUGAUUGCCGACUUGCCUAAAGACAUAAUAACCGAUUCUUUGAAAAUGCUUCGGCUCGGGCGCCACCACCCGACUGGUAGCAUUUGGUGGACGAUUUUUUUCAUACCAGUUAACACUUUUUUUUGCUCACUACUUAUAAUACUGAGCAUUGUUGGAAUUGUACGUUAUCACGAAGACGACGUUUUUCUUGCAGUGGACUGUUUGGGAACUUGUACUUUAAUGCUUCACGCAAUAAGCAAGCAGAUUUUCCUGCACGCUCAGAAAAACGCAAUAAACGUGCUUCUAAAAAUGAAAUCGCAAUUCUGGAAUUUGGACGAUUUCGACGGCGAAAUUUCCAAAGAAUGUGAAAUGAUUCUAACGUCGGGAAAAAUCGCUGUGCGGAUUUAUUUUUCUUUCACUUGUGCUGCCGCCACUUUUUAUUUUCUGCAACCCUUCACAGCACACCAUUUACCAUCUGAUUGUUAUGUUCCCGAGGGAUGGUUCCCGUUUUUAGCCAUUUCGUACAUGUACUUGAUCCCGACUUUAGUUCCGUCGGUUGUGGGUCUGGACGCCUUAUUCUGGGCACUUGGGCUUUCGUUAGCCGUCCAGUUUAAACUAUUGGCCCAAAAAUUUAAACUACUUGGGACUUGUCACGAAAACGAAACUGCAAUUUUGUGGAACCAAUUGAAAGAACUGAUCAACUACCAUCGAUUUUUGAUUGAUUUUUGCAAAAAACUAAACAAAUUGUUUAGUUUCAUAUUUUUUGUCCAAUCUUUUAUUACAAUAACGUCAGCUUCAGUUGCUGUUUUUAUCGUAAUGCAACCUGGCAAUUUGAGUACCAGAGUGAAAUGUUUACUGACUUUUGUUUCAUAUAUUUUAGAAAUGGCUUUUUAUUGCCUCCCGGCUGAAAUGUCAGUAAAUGCUGCCAUCGAUGUUGCUGAUUCUGUGUAUAACUCAAAAUGGUUUAGAAUUAAAUCAACGGAAUUUAAGAAAUGUUUGAUCUUAAUAAUAGGAAGAGCUCAAAUUCCGUUCACUUUUAGUGGAUUUGGACUUAUCCACAUUAAUAUUCGCAUGUUCCAGUUGGUUUGUAAAACCACGUUUACAUUUUAUACUUACCUGAACACGGUCCAAAAUAGGCAGUAAGGCUUUUUGUUAUUAACUACAGAAUGAUUCAAAAGUCUCGAAUCAUUUCUUGAGUAUUGAUAAAAAUUUGUUUGAUCUUGAUUUUAUAAGAUAUAACUUAAAAAAAAUUGUUUUUAAUUUAGUUAGCAUUUUUUUUCAUUUUUUUUAUUUAUAGCUUUUUAGUCUUUACUUAUUCUAAACGUCUUUUACUCUGAGCUUUGUAUUGUAACACCAUUAUUUUGCUGAUUUGUGCAAAGAUUUAACUCUUUUAGGGGGUAAUUAAUUAUGUAGAAUUGCAUUGUCAUGUAGAUUACGUAUGUGUGCAAAAUUUCAGUUCAUUGGGACAACGGGAACCCUUUCAAAUUUGGCUCCAAAAAUAUGAAACAGACAGACAAACAACAAAGCAAGUUAAAAUAAAACUUUAAAAAAAUAAGUCUCUGAACACCAUACGAGAGUCGAUCCUGCACUUUUGAAUCAUCCUGUAUAAUAUAAACUAUUUUUGAGUGUAAUUUAAUUAUUUGAAAAUAAACUUUGUAUAAGUACA
Tribolium castaneum (red flour beetle) is the source of this 1996-nucleotide messenger RNA. RefSeq lists its product as uncharacterized. Bases 352 to 1473 code for a protein of 373 amino acids. Lineage: Eukaryota; Metazoa; Arthropoda; Insecta; Coleoptera; Tenebrionidae. Gene Ontology annotation, molecular function: odorant binding; olfactory receptor activity. The transcript is spliced from 7 exons. The record is from RefSeq and is a predicted model, not a curated record. Gene Ontology annotation, cellular component: plasma membrane. Gene Ontology annotation, biological process: detection of chemical stimulus involved in sensory perception of smell; sensory perception of smell.